Molecule: messenger RNA, 1545 nt
Organism: Rhinocladiella mackenziei CBS 650.93
Lineage: Eukaryota; Fungi; Ascomycota; Eurotiomycetes; Chaetothyriales; Herpotrichiellaceae
Exons: 5
Coding region: 1-1545 (514 amino acids)
Biological process (GO): carbohydrate transport; transmembrane transport
Cellular component (GO): membrane
Molecular function (GO): carbohydrate:proton symporter activity
Source: RefSeq, a predicted model, not a curated record
AUGGGUUUCAGGAACCACCGGAUCAUCAGCGCCUUCAAUGGUCGCUUGGCCUUUGCCGUCUCGGUUCUGAUGCUCUCCCAGAUCAAUUUUGGAAUGGACAUCAAUGCCUUCAGCACCACCCAAGCCAUGACCGCUUUUGAGGAAAAAUUUGGGGUGUGGAACGAGGAACGUCAACGAUCCAUCAUUGAGCCCUAUUUUCUCUCUCUCCUCAACAGCCUGACUUAUGCCGGCCAAGUCGUGGGAGUGAUAACUGGUGGCUAUAUCGGUCGUCGAUGGGGGCGACGCAUGUCUUUUUUUGUCAUGUGUUUUUGGGCCGUUAUAUCCGCCAUUUUGCUCGUGACUGCUCAGCACAAGGAACAAAUGCUUGUUGGCCGUAUUCUCAACUAUAUCUACAUCGGCCAGGAAUUGGCCACCGUGCCCGUCAUGCAGUCAGAAAUCGUUCCGGCCAAUGUUCGAGGGUUUGUGGUCGGCACGUAUCAACUCGGGACUAUGUUCGGCUCUUUUCUCAUGUCCCUCAUCACCUACGGAACCUCCCGAAUGAGCAGUGAGGCAUCUUUCCGCAUCCCUCUGGGCCUCUUCUUUGUCAUCCCUGUUGUAGUUUUUGCCGGUGUAUGGUUCAUUCCCGAGUCACCACGAUGGCUUUUGGUCCACAAUCGCCCAGAGGAAGCCAUGGUAUCCCUCCGAAAAUACCGCCAGGGUCGAUUUACCGAAGAGGAAAUCGUGGAGGAAUACCAAACUCAGGUGGCCUUUGUCCGGAUGAACCACGAAAAGGGCACGUUCCAGGAAAUGUGGCAGGGCACCAACCUGAAACGAUCGCUUAUCGUCAUUGGCGCCAAUAUCAGCAUCCAGAUCAGUGGUCAAUCGUUUAGCAGCAAGUAUGGAGCAGUCUUCCUGAAGGAUAUCGGAGCAAUUGACCCCUUUGCCAUGUACUGUAUAAGCACCGGCCUCUCGAUCCUGGUGGUCAUGUUUAGCAUGUAUUUCCUCGACAAGAUGGGCCGCCGGCCUCCUUUAAUCGCUGGGUCGGUCCUCCAGUCGGGUUCCAUGUUGGCUAUGGGCGGUCUUGGGACGAAUUCAACCCUGACAGACUCUCAAGCAGUGGGCAUCACGGCACUCUUGACCAUUUUUUAUGGAGGAUUCUGUCUCGGCUGGGCACCAAUCUAUCAUAUCCUCACCGCGGAAAUACCCAACUCCCGCAUGCGAGACAUGACAUACACCGUCGCCAGCGUCGUCACCGUCGUCACACAAUUCGCCGUCGCAUUCACCAUUCCAUAUCUGUAUUACGAGCCCUACGCUGCCCUGGGUCCCAAAAUCGGACUCAUCUUCGGAUCCUUGGCCGUCUGUACCCUUGUUUUCGCCAUCUUCUGUAUCCCCGAGUGUCGGAAGUUGUCGCUGGAGGAAGUUGACCACCUGUUCAUGAACAAGACACCGAUUCUGAAGUUUGGCAAGCACAAGCACGGCCAGAUCCUCCCGCCGGAGGUGUUGGAGAUCACCUCGGAAAAGUUGGAGGAUGGGCCAAACGUGGAGCAGAAAGAGGUUGUCGCCUAG